Molecule: messenger RNA, 3420 nt
Organism: Strongyloides ratti
Lineage: Eukaryota; Metazoa; Nematoda; Chromadorea; Rhabditida; Strongyloididae
Product: Reverse transcriptase domain-containing protein
Exons: 1
Coding region: 1-3420 (1139 amino acids)
Source: RefSeq, a predicted model, not a curated record
AUGGAAACUAACCCUCGGCUUGGAGACCCGAGUGGAGAGGUGGUAUCCAAUGAACCUUUCCAAAUGACCGAAAGAGGAAGAAAAAGAAAAAUUUUGGAAGAUAUUAAUAAUAUUAAUCAUAAUAAUGAUGAUAUAACACCAAAAAAAAAAGAUGAAAAUUUGAUGAAAAUGGGUAUUAAUAAGACUUAUGCUGAAAUAGUCAAAAAUAAUGAAAAUAACAUUAACAAAAGUAAUACAAAAGUAAGCAAAGCGAACAUAAGAUUUUGUAAUCUGGCCAAAAAGAAACCAAUUUCUAAACCUCCUAAAAUAAUGGCCAAAUCUAAAAAGGUCAUUAACCACUUGAUUCCUGAGAAAAAGGAUAUUAUUCAUGGAAACUCUUUUAAUUUAAAUCCAAACCAAAGAUGGAUCAUCUUCCAAAAACAAUGCGGAAGAAAACAAAAAAUUUUUAGACAUGAAUUAAGAAAGUGGACACCAAUAGAAGAAAUUGAUUUCUUACUUCAUGACAAACUCAAAGAUCUUAUGAAAAUUUGGGAUAAACCUAAAGUAAAUCACAAAGAAUCAAUGAUUACUUGGAGAAAAGCCUCAAAAGAAAUCCUUAUUGCAGGAAUGAUUACUAAAAGCUAUGACUCAAGAAAAUUUGAUGACGAAGGUAAUCGAAUUGAUAAUAUCAUAAAACUACAAAAAGCAUUAAAAAGAACAACUACUUUUCAAAAAAAAGUCAGAAAUGACUUAAAAAAGAAAGGCAACAAAAAUGCUGAAUAUAGAAUCAGGCAAAUAAUCAAAAAAAAUAAGAAAAAGUUCAAAAAUAUUGAGCAAAUUCUUCAUUUUAAUGAUCAAAGAAUCACAAAACUUGGAGAAAGACUCAAAAUAACAAAUGAUAAAUAUGAAUAUCUCAGAAUUAAUAAAAUCUUUGAAAAUAAACCAUCUCUUAAAGUCCUAGAACAAAAUAAAAAAAAUAUAGUUGAAAUCUCUAAGGAAAAAAUGCAUGAAUAUCUUAAAGAAUUCUUUAAAAAAGGUAAUUGUGCUAAACCUCAAAUCCUAAAAGAGUGGAUGAACCAUAUGAAAAGUCAACAAGUUAAUGUUACUCAAAACUAUGAAUUUAAUGAAGAAUAUUUUGAUGAAAUUCUUAAAUAUUCACAAAACUGGAAAUGCCCAGGAGAAAAUGGCAUCCCAAUAUUCUUGAUCAAAAAAUUACCAUCUGCUAAAACAUUUGUAAAAAAAUGGAUGAAAGGAGUUGUUGAAAAUAGAAUUCCUAUUACUGAAUAUGACAUCAAAGGAAAUGCCUAUGCCAUUUUCAAAAAAGGUGAUAAAAAUAUUGAAAGUAACUAUAGAUUCAUCAAUGCACUAAAUAGCCAUUAUAAAUUGUUAAUGAAAUACUUAAAUAAAUGUGUACGAGAGUGGUGCAGCAAUUUAAUAUCUGAUAAUCAAUUUUCAGGAAAACAAGGUUAUGAUGGAGCUUUAGAUAUUGGUAUAACUAAUAGAAUCCUACAAGAAAUGGGACAAUUUGCACAAGGAUGGUAUGAUAUGCAAAAAGCUUAUGACAGUGUUGAUCAUUCUAGACUAAAAAUGAUCAUUAACAGUGUUAAAGAAAUACCAAAACCCAUAAGAAAUUUACUAUGUAAAUUACCUAAAAUGUAUAAAUUUUCUGUUGUAAAUUGCUCACCUAAUAGAGAUGAAAAUGGUAAAAUCAUUAAAGAAAAAAAGAAAUCGUGGAUUACAAUGAAAAGAGGAAUAUACCAAGGAUGCUCCUUAGCACCAUGGUUAUUUUGUUUAUGUCUAGCUCCAUUACAAUGGAAAAUGAAACAAAUUAUUGACCCAAUUGAUCUUUAUGGACAAAAAAAAAUAGAUAUUCUACUAUUUAUGGAUGAUAUAAAAGGUUUUGGAAAAAACAAAAACGAAUUAGAUAAAAUCACAAAUCUAAUAAUAAAUUAUGGUAAAGAAAUUGGUUUAACAAUUAAUAAAGAUAAAACAGAAUACAGUAUACCUGAUGAGGAAAAAAUAAUUCAGUACAAAUAUAUGGGAGUAUAUGAAAAUAACAAAACUGCGUGUGAUGAAAUCAAUGCUGAACAAUUAUUAAUGAAAUUAGAUGAAAAAAUGGAUAAAAUAUUCAAUUCAAAAUUAAAUGUAAAAAAUAUUAUCAAAGCAAUUAAUGGAUGUGUUAUACCAACUUGCACAUAUCUAUUUUCACAUGAAUUUAGUGAUGAGGAAAGAAUCCAACUAGCUAGAAAUGUAGAUAUUAGAAUAAGAAGCUAUAUGAAUACAAAAGGUAUGAAACUUUCUUCCAUCAGUAAUGCUAGAUGUUACUUACCAAGAAAACAACUUGGUUUAGGACUUCGUAGCACUGAAGUUGAAAUGGACAAGGACACAAUAAAAAAUUUCAUACAUAUAAUCCUUUCCCCACAUCUAAAAUUUGCAAUUAUUCAUGAUGCUAAUCAUGGAAAUAAAUGGAGAAAUAGAGCAAUGUUAGCAGCUAAUAAAUAUGGAAUUAAUUUACAAACUAAUGCUGAAAAUACAAAAAUAAUUAUUAAUAACAAAGAGUUUAGUAGCUUUAAUUUAAAAGAAGCAAAAUAUAAAAUAAAAGAAUUAAUUAAUGAAUUUUCAGAUAAAAGCUGGGAAACCCACUAUAAAAGAAAGAAAACAUUUCCAAAAAUAGCUAAUGAAAUGGAAUUAGAAUGCCCAUGGCUAACAAAUGGUAAUAUUACACCUGAAAUCUUUUACAAAGCAUCUAUGUAUCAGGAUAAUUCUUGUAUAAAAUUAAACUCUCCAGGAAAUACAGAAUCAAAAUGUUUGUACUGUUAUGGUAGAGACAACAGUAAACAUAUUAUGGCUGACUGUACCAAUGAGGAAAUGGUUAAAAAAAGGAAAACUAGACACGACAAAGUAUUAGAAUCAAUAGUUAAUUCUAUUUCUUAUGAAAAAACAAAAAAAUUCAUUAAUAUGAAAAAUUUAAGGAAAAUCCAUGAAAUUAAAGACAUUAAAGUUGCAGUGGACCAAGUAAAUUACAUAAAUGGAGAAACAAUUCACCAUUCAAGACCAGACUUAAUUAUUGAAACUAAUAACCAAUUAAUAGUAGCUGAAGUUAGUGUAGUAACUCCACUACAUCUUUUAUCUGCAAAAAAACUUAAAGAACAACGUUAUACCAUUAAUGGUGAAUCAGAAAUUUUAGUACCUUCCGAUAAUCUACAAGAAGGAUCUAAUUUCUGUUCUUAUCUCCAAAAAAAUAGUGCAAAACAAGUAAUCUUCAUACCACUUAUUAUAGGAACGCUAGGCGAACUUGAUGGUUUAAAUCAAAAAUGCUGGAACAAUUUUAUUCAAUUAUUAGGCUUAUCUCCAGAACUUAUAUGGCGAGCAAGUAAAAUCGCAACUGAACAAUCAAUUUACAUAGUGGACCAAUACAUAAAAACAAAACUCAAUAAUUAA